Paramuricea clavata is the source of this 12310-nucleotide messenger RNA. The record is from the annotation of a GenBank genome assembly. NCBI's taxonomy places the organism in Eukaryota, Metazoa, Cnidaria, Anthozoa, Malacalcyonacea, Plexauridae.
AUGAAGCCUAGAAUGCGUGUCGAGUUUCUUAUCGUCUUUGCUGUUUGCAGAUAUUUCCCGAUUUCUAUGUCCAUAGAACUUGACUGUCACAGAGAACAGAAAUUUGUCAAAGCUGAGCAAGGUAUGUUGUGUUUUGUAUCAAAUAUCUGAUAUUUAUGUAGCGAGCACUUGCAUAAAUGUUGAUAAAUAUAACUGAAAUAAAUUAAAUAUACAGUAAAAAAAUUGUUUCAAAUUCACCUCCUAUUCUAGAAAACUAAAUCUUUUUCUAAGAAAUACAUGUAUAGUGUAAAUUUUUUAAAAUUAAUAUAUUGGAUUAAGAAAACGUUGAUUCAUGCGCUUAUUGUUUUCUAUUAAAAUUUAGGUGAUGAUAGUUGAUGAUAUAUAAACUUAGAUGGGCCUUAGAUUUAGUGUGGCACCAUGCAUCAAGAAUUAAUAACGUCAUUAUUGUAGCUGAUUAAAUUUAUAGCUUUAUAUUUCACAGUCCCAUCCUGUAUAUUAUAUAUACUAUGACGCAAUUACUGAAGUUAUGAAAAUGCCGUAAAAACUUAUACAUUUUUCUGUAAACCGUAAUUAUAUGGAAAAAUAUUUUCACCGAUUGUUUCAUACAUAUACCAUUACCAUCCUCAAUGCAUGUCUGUCUUUCCUAACGUUUUAAUUUUAUCGCUAACUAUUUUUCCGCUUGAUUGAUAUUGGAUUAAAAUUAUGAGCGAUAAGAAAUUUUUUUUCAAAAUACAGCAAUUCAACGACAAAAAAGAAAAAGAAGCAAGAUGAAAACGUCAUAGUUUAUGGUAACAGGGCUAUAUAAUGUGGAAAAAUAAACUACCCGACUUAGUUUUUGAAUUGCAAAAAACUCCCAGUGACCGCGAAAGUGUGUGGGACAUUUGAGUGAACGAAGCUAUAUUGUGGUCAGAAUAUUUUAUAUAUAAAAAAUAGUAUAUAUAUAUAUAUAUAUAUAUAUAUAUAUAUAUAUAUAUAUAUAUAUAUAUAUAUAUAUAUAUAUAUAUAUAUAUAUAUAUAUAUAUAUAUAUAUAUAUAUAUAUAUAUAUAUAUAUAUAUGAGCACAUUUACUCAACUUUUUGAGUGAAGAAGAUUCACUAAUCCAAAAAUGAGUCCUCAUAAAUGUGAUUUUCCAAGUUUCCAAUUUUGGAAAAAAUUACCGAUUGUUAAAUGGUAGAUAUAUGCAAGCCAGCAUGAACAAGUAUACAUGUAUGUUUAUCAGUGUAGUGAUGUUUGGGCACAUGUUGUGUGCAUGUGAUGCUACACGUGACUGUGUGCAUGUGAUGCUACACGUGACUAUAAUGUUAAGAAACAUUACAUUCUUCAGCUUCCCUUCAGAGUGGUCAGAAUUACUAUAAAAUAUGAGUUAUAACAUCUUGUAUUUUAGAACUAAAUUAUUGAGUUAAUAUUUAACGUAAAACGUUACUAUAUAUCAAUAACAAUGUCAUAAACAAAAGGUGCCGCGUAAACUUAAUUUCAAAUCACAACCUGUUAAAACCUAAACCACCGUUGUGUAAAUUGAAAUGGCAACAUCGAUGCUGAUUGGUCAGGUUAAUAUCACCUUGGCAAUGGAAUAACAAACGCGCAUCCGGAAUAAAAAACAUGUUUUUCGGCACGUUUUGGCUAUUUUUCAUCCCCCACCCCGUCGCCACUUUAAAUGGGCAGGACCAGGGACCCUAUUUCAGUUAAAGCCGGGGGCGCUAUAGCACAAAGUUUCGCUACUGCUUUGUAAUUAGCCUGCGAGCAGGCUACUUUGUAAUCAGAAAUUAAUGGAUUAUAACCUGAGAUUGCGGCAACGUAACUGUAAUUCUCAUUAGAAAUACUAAACUCCAUUGCCUUAGUUCCACAGCACGAUUGUGCGUUUCGUACAUGUCUAUUUUUGAGAAUUAAAAAAAAAAUAGUACAGCAGAUUUAAAUACAAAAACAACCAUUGUCAUUUAUUGACUUUAGCUAUUCAUUGCAGGAAUUUUUUUUAAUACAUUUAACCUUUGCACGAAUUUUUUUCUAGACUAUUAGUACUUCUCUGUUUGCUUGCACGAAAUUUUUUUCUCUGACGUUAUGGCUGCACGAAUUUAUUUUUUUUCCAGGCAUUUUUCUUUGCACGAAUUUUUUUGGGGGAAUUUUCACCCGCCCCCCCGCCCCUACCGAGAUUUCUAAUGGUUCGCCCCAUAGUCUCCUUCGCAGACAUUGUUAUUGCUCCGACUCUCGCUAACGAACGUCUGAACUGAGCUGCACAUUCCUUUGUUUCAGGCGCCAAUCAUAUUUCAAUGAUUCAUAUAGAGCAAAAGCCAAUCAGAAGUCUUUUAUCAGUUUGUGCAUUUUUGUAGAUUAAUAUACAAUAACUUAGUUAAGUUGGGACAGCCAAAACAGUUCCGAACAGUCAUGUGAUCGUGCUCUGUUCCAUUCCAUCCGUGUUCCAAGAGUACUCCGAAAAGUAAAUGGAGAAGCUUCUUUCUCACUUCCAGAAAUUAAGAAGUUUUGUUGUGAUUAGUUGACUUGCAGGAAUGGAAUGUGCAGCUUAGUUCAGCAGACGUUCAUAAGCGAGGGUUGGAGCAAUAAGAACGUCUGCAAAGGAGGCAACGUUUGUCUUCUUUUUUCUUCCGAAUUUAAUUUAGUGUAUGAGUAUAAUACCAUGCGUUCUCUGGAAGAAAUAAAUCUUAAAAUUCCCUGAAUAUUUUUAAUUUUAUUUUCAAUUUUAGAUUUAUCAAACAAGCCUAACUAGCUUCGAUUUGGUUGCUUUUUGCAAAUUUCAAAAGGCUAUAUUUUAGCUGUAUGGAUUGUUUUCAAUUUAAAACUCUUACACUUACAUUCAAUAGCAGUCAAAAAAGUUUUAUUAGCCUGGUAAUUCAUAAAAUAAUGCAAAAUUGUGGCAGCCAGUUUUCGAAUCGUUAAGACUCACGCCAAAAUACUUAUUGUUUUUUUUUUAAACACAAGGUAACGUCAGCCAAAACAAGCAGAACAUGCAUGUUAGCAACGCGUGUAACUACAUUCUUGUUUUUUUCUUCUUCUGCAGAUGGUCUACCGGCUGUAAAUGCAAUUCAAGUGAUGACGACAUCAAAUGUAGAAUUUUGCACUAUAAAAUGCUUGGACAAUUCUGGCUGUAAAUCUAUCGUUUAUUUAUUGUCAAACUCAGACGAUAACUGCCUGUUAAGCGAUGAGAUCAACGGAGCACAGUCAAGCAACGCAUCAGUUACGUAUAUCAAGACGUCUCAAGUGACAUCGGUAAGAUGAGAUUUAACUACAGUAAAGCCCAGCAUAAAAGAACCAGUGAAUUUGGACUUCAGGCUGAAACGGUUCUUAACUGGUUCUUAUUUCCAGUAAAAACAAUUGUUCCUGGUUUAGAGAUUUCAACCUUUUAUUGUAUACAAUUGAACUAGUUUUGAUAAAAUAAAUGCACAAUGUUUCAUGCUAGCAACAAUAAUUCAUGCUAGCAAGAUUACAGUAUUUUGUUUUCUUCCUAGUACUUGCUAACUUAUUCAGCUAAAAGUUUAAUAAGGUUUUUGAGUACCAGUUAACUGAGGUGGUCCUUCUGAGGUGGUUCUUCCGAAAUUUCAGGCUGGGCAUGGCUCUUAACCCACUGGUUAUUUUCCCACUGGUUUUUUUAUGCGGGGCUUUACUAUAUACCUGGCAAAGACUGCAAUAUCCAGCUGGAUGCAAUAAAUCAAUUUUUUACCUGUACCUCACUGGUACUUUAAUCGGUCAUUACUGCCGUGUGCUUGAGGUAUUCACUGAGGAACCUAUUUUCAUCAGUCCAGUUUCAUGCAAAGACAUAAUGGAAAUGUUGGAUUUAGGGGCGGACCAUUAUAAAGUGAUGGCGGAGAGGGGGAGGGGAAGAUUUUCAACUUGCAAUUUUUUUCUUGGAUUUUUUCUUUGUGGGAAUCCACCCCCCCCCCCCUGCCGCUUCCUACGGUUUUGAAUACUUUGCAAAGUUUGUUGGCCGGCAAUGCCAUACCAACAAAAAAUCCCAGAAGUACCAGACCCUGAACUAUAUCUGAAGGUGAACUUGCCCAAACACAUAUUCUGUUUUUUUACCACAUGAGAUCAAAUGUGAACGGCGAUAAUGGUUAUUUAUUGUUAAUGUUGCAAGAUAUAGUGUGCACAAACCUUCAUUGACAAGCAUUUCAAAAUUUUGGUAUGUCAAAUAAGUUGAACAACUUGUUUAAAAGCCAAAAUGUAUAUGUAUAAUGUAAUCGUUUACAAGACUUAUAGGAGAAAAAUUGAUCUAUUUUAGACAGGGACUCGCCAUGGACCCGUCUUGAUAUUGCGGAGUGUUACUUUCGAAAAACAGAUUUGAAAAAUACGCCGUUAAAGAAAAUAUUUAAGCAUUAUUGGUGUAUGAUGUUGGGCAAGCAUUGUUGGUUCUGCAUGAACGUAAUGGACCAUUUGCAUUUAUAGACUACAGUUUGAUCUCAACAAGUCUAGAUAAAUAUUUCAUCACAGCUUUAAAGAGCAUCACAAAGUUAGUAAUAUUCCAAAGUUUCGUUGCGAAAUGUUGUAAAAUGCGGGUAAUAUAGCCAUAGGCGUACCGGGCGGGGGCGUUUGGGCAGUCGGGCAAUAUUCGAUCAACAGUCGAAUGAGUUAAGUCAAUUUUUUCGAAAAUGUGACUUUUCGAAAAUUUGUGUUAUGUUCCGAAAAAUAUUGGUUGUCCGGAAAAGUUUUGACCCCUAAAAUGGUACACUGACCGAAAUUUUUUUGGCGACGGGGGGGAGGGGGGGAGGUCGCCAAAAUAAUUUUUCCGGAAAAAAUUUUUUGGUACUAGUCGGGCAAAAUCCCGAAAAGUCGGGCAAUUUUCUUUCCGCCCCCCUAAAUUUUUCCUUCCGGUACGCCCAUGAAUAUAGCCUUGCAAAGUUUGCCAUUUUACAGUCAUUUUCUAUUACCAACGGGAAAUUGACAAACCCAAGGGUAUUGGGCUGUCAAUUUCCCCCGCGAAAUGCAAAAUGACUGAAAAAAACGGCAAACUUGGAAAGGCUAUAUACAUAUAUUAUCCGCAUUUUACAACAUUUCGCAACGAAACUUUGGAAUAUUACUAAUUUUGUGAUGCUCUUUCAAGCUGUGAUGAAAUUUUUAUCUAGACUUGUUGAGAUCAAAAUUUAGUCUAUAAUGCAAAUGAUCCAUUGGGACCUUAUAAUUUUAAUUAUUUUAAUUCAGGUCUGUCAAACCAAUAUUUGCGAGCAUGGUUCAACUUGCACUGAUGUAUGUACUCCGCCAUAUUAUCACUGCACUUGUCUACCUUUGUAUUUUGAAGGAGAGCGUUGUGAACAAAAUUCAAGUAAGUAUACUUCAACACUAGAUUGGUAGAAUGAGCCAGACUCUCCGCUUCCGCUCCCCGGCCCUCUCAAACACGGGAAGCGGAAAUACAGGGUGUAUAAAAAAAAACUGAACAGAUUUGAAAUUGCUCUCAAUUUCGCAAAACACCUAUUUGUAUCCGGUUUUUUAUAUAUAUAUAGCUUCUUUGGGUACUUAUAAUGUAGAGUAAUGAAAAGAAUUUCUCAAACUCAAAUUGUGUGAACCAGGGGGGGGUGUCUUUUCCAACAAACUAAAAAUGACUUGCGCACAAAAUUUAAAAGCUGUAAUCAUAUCUUGAGUUAAUACAUGGAAAAUUUGUUGGGUUUUUAAUUACUGUACAAAAUUUCAGAAAUUUUGUACAGCAAUUAUAAACCCGACAAAUUUUCCAUCUAUUAACUCAAAAUAUGAUUACAACUUUUAAAUUUUGUGCGCGAGCCAUUUUUAGUUUGUUGGAAAAGACACCCCCCCCCCAAGUUCACAAAAUUUGAGUUCGAGAAAUUCUUUUCAUUAUUCUACAUUAUAAGUACCCAAAGAAGCUAUAUAUAUAUAAAAAAAACGGAUACAAAUAGGUGUUUUGCGAAAUUGAGAGCAAUUUCAAAUCUUUUCAGUUUUUUUUUAUACACCCUGUAGAGAGCCUGGUUUGCGAGAUUUCGUAUACAUACUGCAAUGCCGUUGCAAGCAUGGUACCAGUUUCUGGCAAUCUCAGGAGAAAUAGAUCAGCAUCUGUCGUAACCUGCACGAGUUUCCUAUGACGUCAAAAAUUAGAAAAAGAAAUUCAAAGUUGUGGUCAUAUGAUGCGAAGCAUUGCAACGCAAUUUGUGACAUUAUAUUACGAAAGUCACCGAACUGUGGAAUCGCAUCAAAAAUUCGUAUAUCGACCACUCCCACAAACGUCUACGACCACGCCUACAUUCGACUACAUAGUUUUGCAUGUUUACAAUUCUAAUUUUGAACAGCCAAUCAGGUUCUUGGUAAUUGGCUGUUUAAAAUUAGAAUUGUAAACGUGCAAAACUAUGUAGGCGCGGUCGUAGACGUUUGUGGGAGUGGUCGAUAUACGAAUUUUUUAUGCGAUUCCACAGUUCGGUGACUUUCGUAAUAUGUAAAGUAGUCGCAGAAAAAUUGCAGACAUAGCCCAUAGUUUAACCAAUGUCGUCAUUUUUAUCCAUUUAUUUCGUUUCCAUCCCUUGAAAAUAUAUAUUAUGUCGGCAAAGUAGAAUAAAAGCAAUGUUACAUUUCGCUGUGACAAAUAGUGUUUAUAUUUAAAAUACUUAUUAAAAAUUCAUAAACCUUGUGGCAAAUCAUGUCAGCCAUAAUAUGUCACGUGGACUGACUUUAUAUCUGAUAAAAUUCAUCUUGUUAGUAUUCUUUAUAUGAUUCUUCAUCUUAAUUAGUAUGAUUAUAUAAUUGUUCAUCCUAAUUAGUAUUCUUUUGUAGUCGUAUUUUAAGCUAUUCAAAACACUCGAACUCGCGUUUUAUCAUAUCUAAAACGCCCGGCUGCGCCUCGCGUUUUUAAAUAUGAUAAAAUUACACUUCUUCCCGUGUUUUAAAUAGUACUUAAAAAGGACGUUUACACUAUGCAAAUAUUGCUUGUUGUAACACGACUUGAUCAUCCAGGGCACGAAAGGAUUCAAAUGCAUUAUAUUAGCAUUCGGGACAAAUUUAAACCCUUAUUACAACCACAGAGAAGGGAUAUACAGAAAGGAAACAGACACCUCGAUAACCUGAAUUUUUGUGUCACGCGUUCCACGCAGGUUCCACGCGCCACGCAAAAUCUUCCAGCCAGACCGUCGCUGAAAUUUCAUAGCUAAAGAUAGGGAAAACGCCGUUCAAAAGGUGAAAAUCGAUUUUUUUUUAAAAAAUGAGAUACUCAUGGACGUUUUGUUCAAUAAAUUAUUGUAGAAUAACGGUAAGCGAUCACUUUUAUUUAUUUCUUUUUAUUAAAAGUGUCAACAUAACAUUUUAUUUUGCAAAAGUUUGUUUAUUCCCCUACCUACUCCUUAUUACAAUCGUGAAAAGCACUGGCUGGAGUUUCAGAUACUCAUAUAUAAAAAACAAAGCACCAAAUGAUAUAAAUUCCUCAAAAUAUAACUCUUGCAUAAAAACAAAACAAAACAUGAGUACUUCUAUAAUAUGUAUAGUUUUUUCCUCUGCAUGGUCAAAAUUUAAUAAAAUAGUGAAUUAAUAUAAUUUUCUAUAGUUAAUAGACUGAUUAUAUCGGCGUGACACAAUUUGCCGCUUGUUUCCACUCUAUACUAUGUCUUCUCUGUGUUACAACUGACCAAGUUUGUAACAACACUGUUGACAACUUGUUCUUUGGGUGCAGCACGACCUUGUUCAAGCCUGUCAACCGAGAACAGGUUGUUCGGACUCACGCAUGUAGUGAGAUUUUAGUGUUGUCACUUCAACUAACUUUACAAUUUUCUAGAAUGUGAGAAAAUGUCGCCCUGCCAAAACUCGGGCACGUGUUCUCCAAGUCAAGUAAAUCCGUUUUAUACAUGCAGCUGCCCAACCUAUUUCACUGGAACUAACUGUGAGAUCAACACAAGUAAGUGAGAAGUUAGUUUUUACUACUAGCGCGCUUUUGAAGAAGAUGUUUUAGGGACACGUAGAAUAAAUUCUCUGAUUUUCAUCAUCGCCCAACGGCCCAACUAUAUCACUGGAAAGUUUUUCAAAAUCCUUACUAUGGCAAUAAUAAGGAUCUUGGUUGAAAAUAAUGUGGGAAUCCAAUUUUCAUAGUAAUUGCAAUUUCCAUUCUAUGGAUAUAGUAUGGAUUUAAUGAUGCAAUGGAUUUAAUAACUCAAAUUCCAUAGCAUAAAUUUCACCAUUUCUCACAGUGUAUUUUAAAAGCCGCAUGAAUAUUUUUUUUCAUAUUGUUAUAGUCCAUUUUCCAAUAUUUUAUUAAUUCGGUUUUUUUUAAACGAAACGCUAUUUUCCACUACGCGGAAUUUUCAGUGCGGAGUGGAAAUUCUCCGUGUCUUGUGAUUUCUCGGGUAGAAAAGACAAAGAGAAAUUCGGUCCGCGCGGAAAAAUUCCGCCUGUAGAAAACGGCAUUAAACUGCCAACUUUAACUGACAAACAAAACAAACUCGAAAUAAGUUCUUUGCAUGUUUGCACGGCGAAAAAUAUAAUAGUUUUGUUUGUGGAAACACCACGUAAAUUUAUUACUGCAAAGCUUUGGAUCCGUAAGCCCAUAUUAAGGCCGUUUUCCACUAGGCGAAUUUGUUCGCGCGACGCGAAGCGAAAACCGAAAUCCGGCAACGUGAUUGGUCGGCGAAAAAAUUCGCGGCGAAAAAGUAGGAUCGCUUCCUACUUUUUAUCUGUUCGCGCGAAAAAAUUCGCCUAGUGGAAAACGGCCUUUAAGCCCGUUCUCCACUACGCGAAUUUGCUCGCGCGACGCGAAGCGAAAACCGAAAUCCGGCAACGUGAUUGGUCGGCGAAAAAAUUCGCGGCGAAAAAGUAGGAUCGCUUCCUACUUUUUAUCUGUUCGCGCGAAUAAAUUCGCCUAGUGGAGAACGGGCUUUAGACAGCUUAAGAUCUACGACGUCGACGUCAGCUAGGACGUCAGGGCUAUGCAGAGGACUGGGACUAGGAUGUCGUCCUAAUGUAGUCCCAGUUCUCUGCUUAGCCCUGACGUCUUAGCUGGCGUCGACGUCGUAGAUCUUAAGCUGUCUAUUAUUAGCACUGAUGAAGAUCCGGGCUUACGGAUCGAAAGCUUUGCACUAAUAAAUUUACGUGGUGUUUCCACAAACAAAACUAUUAUUAAAACAAACUCGAACUAGAAAUUUCAUUGCAUUUUUGUUCGUGCAGAUGACAAAAAUGUGUAAUGAAAUAUGUUUAUUUCGAUUUGUAAGAGUCUCACUUCAGACACCACAAUGAAUUACUAUACUGAUAAAUUAUUGUUUAUUUAUUGAGGAAUUUAUUUUAUGUGGCCUAAGCAUAUAACCAUGUCAGUAACAGUCUCAACUGUUUUGUAGCUCCUCGUCAAAUGUAACAUUAAUUAAUUAUGUAUCAUUAUUACAUUCAUGUUGAUUAUGUUAUUUGUCUCUCAAUCUACAGGAUGCUACAACAGCCCGUGUUAUAACGGAGGACAUUGUUAUACCAAGUCUGCCUAUCCAUAUUUUGAUUGCUCGUGUCCAGGGCCGUUCAGUGGUUCUACAUGCGCUAUAAAUACAAGUACGUUAUAGUUUUAUAUUUCUUAAUUUAUACAUGCAGUCAGAACAUGUGAGAAUAUAUUACGAAUUUGAACCUGGGACAUAAAUUACAAAACCAAUAGAAAUUCCGCAAACAAUUUUAUUUCUAAUUUCAGUGUAUUUUAUUCAAAUACCAAUAAUUCAGGUCAUAAGCAUGUGGAAAUAAGCUGACUUCGCGCACACUAGCCAACACCGUGGUCUUUCGAGCCGGAUUUAAACUAGAAAAGCAAUUGCAACCCUGCCAUGCAGCAAUUACGAUAAAGAAUGAUUUCACACAAUAUUACUACGCGAUACAGUUGAUUCUUCGAAUCGGAUUUUGAAAAAGAAAGAUUACUCUAGCGCCCAAUUUAAUUCGCCAGGCCCGCCUUUCAGGUGUUCCAUGAAGAGCUAACCGUCUGUCAUGCAAGCCAACUCAGGCGUGUCAUUGCAUAAUAAUUAAGCGCAAAACGUUCCUAAAUCCGGCUCAACUGAAAAACACUGUGCUGUCCCAAAUUCAUACAAAGUGUUGUGUUCUCUUCCUCAAAAUUGGACUUGCGGUUCGAUUGUAUUGCUUGAACAUGCCUGAAGUCGGUGCUGUACCUUCAGCGCUAGCAAUAAUCCUGUACAAUUCGUACACGUAUCAAAAGCAAAAUAAAUUUAAUUUAGAUGGAUUUAAAUUUAGACUCGUUUCAGACAAUCCUGGACAAAACAUCCGCGACACUUCUAAUUAUUUGAUAAAAUUUUCUCACAAGUUUAGGAAAACCUCCCCUUUCCUCACAAGUUUAGAAAAACCUCCCCCUUACCCUCACCAUUCAUUGUCGAUUACAUUCCCAGAAUACGGAUAAAGCAACUGUAAUACGUCCAACAUUGUAUUUUUGUUGGAGGGGGGAUGCAGAAUGCACCGCCUUUCUCACUUUCAGUAACAAAUGAUGAAAUGACUAUGUCUUCGUUUACUACAAUUACUAGCGAUUGACCAGUUAGCGAUUGACCAGCAAAUGACUUUCAAACAAGACAUAUACAACAAACGUCAGCAAAUAAACUUUACUCUUUUCUGUUAUGUCUUGUUUGAAAGUGAUCUGCCAGGCCUUUGUAUUUGUCUUUAAACAAAUCAUAAUUAUCUUUCAUUCCAGGAUGUAACGCCAACCCCUGUCAACAUGGGGGUACGUGCUAUACUCAAAAUCACCAUCCAUAUUUCAUAUGUGCAUGUCCAACUGGUCGCUGGGGAGAUGUCUGUGAAAAAAGUAGGACAUUUGUUGUAUGUUUGCAGUUUCAUUUGAAUAGGUUAGAUUAAGUCCAGACGCAGUGCUGUAAGUAAAUGUAGCAGAAAUUAUUUCGACAAAGUACAGUGCCAACAUUAGUUAAAGGGUAUGAGCAACAAAACAUUUUAUUGCUUCAUCUGAAAGAGCAUGAAAAAAAAGCCAAUUGGCCGUUUAAUGCUCUAUUCUAUCACAUCCGGUUCCGAAGUUAUACGCAAAAAUGUGCAAAAUAUAAAUUGCUGAUUCAGCACAACGUGUGACCUCAUUAGUUGGGUAAGUAUGUUUAUUGAAUAGUAAACUAAAGCAUAGCUAAGUUAUUAUUGGCUCAAAUCAAAUGAAAUUUUGCAUACAUAUAGUACAUGACGAGACGCAUGGGAAUAUACUGCUAAUUUUGUUGUCAAGGCAACACAAUCGUUCACAGGCCCCUUACACUGAUUUUGAAUAACUAGUUGCAUUUAUCUAUGUGUAUGUCAUUUUCGAAUUAUUAUCAUGCAAGUAAACGUUUGGCAUACAUAGGUAUGUACACAUACUUCUGAUAUUAUUUUAUUCUUAUAAGUAUCAUGAAUAAAGCUGUUUUAUAAAAUUGGCGCAAGGGGACUGGGAACGACAUUGUUACCUAGGCAACAAAAUUAGAAGUAUUUUUCAAUGCAUCCCAUCAUGUACAAUGAGUAUGCAAAAUUUCAUUUGAUUUGGGCCCAUAAUAACUGAGCUAUGCUUCAAUUUAGUAUUCAUUAAACAUACUUACCCAACUAAUGACGUCACACGUUGUGCUGAACCAGCAACUUAUAUUUUGCACAUUUUUGCGUAUUUCGGAACUAGAUGUCGGCUUAUUUUUUUCAUGCUCUUUCAAAUGAAACAAUAAAAUUUUUUGUUGCUCAUACCCGUUAAGUUUAACAGAACUGAAAUGUUUUGAAACUAGUUAAACCUGGCUGAAAAUGAUAACGCGUUACUUUUCUAAAAUGAAAUUGAAUUAAGAACAAAAAAUCGUGAAAAACUUCGUAACUAUUUACGCUUUUUUGUGUAACUUUUACUGGUAUGCAGUUCCUUUUUUGAGAAUAAAACUGUUACCGUAACUAGUCCCAAAAAUAAAUUAAGUCACUUUUACAGCCAUGUUUAGAUGUGAAUGUGCAUUUGGUUAUCAAGGAUAAGUUUGUAAUAAACAUGAGUGCGAGACUAUGUUGUUUGUUUUACAUUGAAAACUUUUUUUCUUUAGAUUUAUUGGCGUGGUGAAGAGCUAAAGAGACUAAAAUCAGGACAACUUGCUUACUUGCACAUUUUGUUAAUUUUGGUUUGUUUAAAUUUGUGAACCGUUUAUAAAAGUUAUAUUUUUCACUGCACAUUCACCUAGAGCAGGUGCCGCAGUUUCGAAGACGAACUUAACUCUGUGAAUUCCAGGAGAGAGGCAAAGCAAGGAUCGUAGCCUACGUCAUUCUAUGAGUUCGAGUCUAUCACGUGAGGUGCCUGGUGUCGAGACUGUCAGAGCAGUAUUACCCAAAACAAAAUUUAAUUAGAUUGCGCAUCCGAUUAAGAUUGUUACGCGCGCAUGCAAUGUAAACACGUGCACGGUGCACUUGAAUACAAAUAUUAAAUCAAAUAAAAACC